AUGUCACACACAUGCAUCACGGUGACCGUGUUCUCAGUGACGUCUAAGAACAUGAUUGUGAGAUGGACCCGGUUCCCCGACGCCACCUCGUACAAGGUCACCGUCUCCCCCUCCAGCACACCUGACGACCCCACUGCCUUCGCUCAGUUCGGCCCCAACACGGUGAUGGGUUCUGUAGGGCCUCUCUCCCCAAACGUCGUCUAUGAGGUGAAGGUAGAGGCCCUGGCGAACCAAGUCGUACUCAGCACCACUUUCUUAGGGUCGAGGACAGCUCCUCAGACGGUGGACAUCGUCAACGUGAAUGCGCAGGACAGCUCCACCCUGAUCGUGGCGUUCACCCCGGUCGUCGGGGCCACGGGCUACCAACUGCGGGUGGAGAACGCUCAGGGCUACUUCAGCCAGGAGGCCGUGGCCUCGUCCCCCGCCCAGAUCGGCUCUCUGCAGCCCUACACCACCUACUCUGUGAGCAUCAUGGCCGUCAACAGUGCAGGACGCAGCCAGCCUUCCGCCUCCGUGGAGGCGAGGACAUUAUUGCCUCCCCCCCUGGUGACCACCUCCUCCCCCACCAAUGACAGCAUCGUGGUCUCCUGGCUCCCUGCGGACGGCUCUGUCUCGUACAGCGUUACCUCGGUCCCGGCUGAAGCGUACCCCAACACGACGCUGUUGAGUCAAAACAUGACCACUGUGACCUUAACGGACCUGGACGCCGGGACCCUCCACAUCAUCCAGGUCUACGGCUGGGACCAGGAGGGGCGGAAGGGAGAGGCCGGCCCGUACAUCAAUCAAACUACACGCCCUGCCACGCCGGGCCCCUUCACCGUGACGGUGGAGCGCAGCCCUGGCCAGGCGUGGCUGAACGUCUCCUGGGAGCCGGUGUUCCAGGACCACGGAGCCGUUGAGUACACGGUGAACAGCAGCCUGGACCUCCAGUGUACCACCACCCAGCUGCACUGUAUCUUAGAGCCGAUAGGCUGUGCGGAGACGCACAUCCUUCACCUGGUCGCGGCGAACGAGGCCGGCCCCUCCACCCCGACGGGUCCUGAGCUGUUUGGGACCUUUCCUUGCCGCUCGCGCAGCCCCUUGGAGGUGGAAGGAGGAGCGACCCCCCGGGGAACUUGCACCUGCUCCUGGGAGUCUGUGGAGCUCGCCGACGGCUACCAGGGCUUCAUCAAGCGGAACGACGGCGUCGAGGACGUCUGCAACACCACGGGCAACAGCUGCCACUUCCACUGCCCCUGUGGCUUCACCUACCUGACCUCAGUGCUUGCCUACAACCUGGCUGGGGACAGCGACCCCGGCCCCGUCUUGAACUACACCACCAUGCCCUGCUGUCCCGACCAUGUGACCAUCACCGCGGCGACCACCGACACCUUUGAGGUCACCUGGGCGGAGUCGCGGGGGGCCGACGUGUACGAGACGCGCGCGGUGGACGGCGGCGGAGUGGCGCUGGUCUGCAACGACAGCGCCCCCGUGUGCGUGCUGUCGGACCUCCGCUGCGACCGCCCCUACACCGUGACCGUCAGCCCCUGCAGCGAGGCCCGCGGCUGCAACCCCGCCUGCCCGCCGCACCCCAAGGACACACCUCCCUGCACGCCCACGGACCUGUCGCUGGCCCAGGGGAACGGCAGCAGCGUGACGGUGAGCUGGGCGGCGGAGAACCGCGACGCCAACUACACGGUGAGCGCCGUGGGGCCGCGGGGCCGCCACACCUGCUGGUCCGACGCCCGCAGCUGCGUGGUCGACGCCCUGACCUGUGGCUCCUCCUACAACUUCAUCGCCGUGGCGCACAGCGACGCGGGCCAGAGUUUGCCCAGCUACUCUGUUCCCUUGGAAACAGCGCCCUGUUGCCCCGCCUCCCUGGAGGUGGACCCGGUGACCCAGGCCAUGUCCAACGUCUCGUGGUCCCACGCCAGAGGGGCGGACUCCUUCGUCACCACGCUGACGUCCCCGCGGGGGCACGCCAGCUGCCACACCCAGGACUCCCACUGCCUCAUGGGAUGCAUCACCUGCGGAACCAACUACACCGUCACCAUGGAGACCUACAGCCGCUCCGGGCACAUGGCCAACUGCUCCUACCAGGGCUUCUCCUCCAGUGCCUGCUGUCCGUCAGGCAUCAAGCUGUACCGGACGGCCGGGAGCGGUCUGCGCGUGCACUGGCGCCCUUCCAGCGGCGGCCACAACUACACGGUAGAGAUGACCGGCAGCACCAACUACACCUGCAGCCCGCUGCCGGGCCAGUCCAGCUGUGACCUGGAGAACAUCGAGUGUGGGAACAUCUAUGUGCUGCUGGUGGCCCCGCUGGCCGCAGACGGCACCAGGGUGGAAUUCUGCCACCAGAGGCUGUACUUAGUCACUUGUUCAGGCUACAAUCUAGGCAUGGUAAUAUACAGAGGAAAACAAUUUGUGGACUAGCACACACGGUUCUGGGUGGUUCCGGUUGGUUCCGGUAGCAACUUACCUCCUUCUCAAUUUAUCCUCCCUCAUCAUGGACACCAAUGAGGGAAACUUUUUACAACGGUGUAACUAACUAAAAUAAUAAAAAUAGUAAAUAUAAGCGAUGUCACAUAAGAGCGGUGUCAUCAUUAAAACCAAGUCUGAUUGGAAGUCAUUCACACUAGAAUUUGAUAUUAUAAUGUGGCCAAAAAAAAAGCAAAGCCAAGCUUGUGAAAGGGAACAAAAAACAUUUGUAUUAAAUAAAGAUGCAAAAGGUGGGUUUGAACCAUACCUGUCCAGCCUUAAAUAAAACAUUUUGUCAUUCUCUCUGAUUGGUUAGUAAUUUAUCCAAUAAAAAAUGUGUCCUUACCAAAGAGCAUAUGCAAAGUAUUUAGCUUCUUUAGAACACGACUCCAAUACUGACUGACUUACUUAAAUACCUAUGCAAUAUGUCAUUAAUGAUCUCUUCUGUGUGCUCAAUAGUCCGCAAGAUGUAUGAACUAGUUUGGACUGUAUCAGAUUUGUACAAUCGGAUCUAUGUCUCAAUUAAUAAAAAGAUU
Molecule: messenger RNA, 2993 nt
Organism: Gadus chalcogrammus (walleye pollock)
Lineage: Eukaryota; Metazoa; Chordata; Actinopteri; Gadiformes; Gadidae
Product: fibronectin type III domain-containing protein 7-like
Exons: 13
Coding region: 1-2412 (803 amino acids)
Molecular function (GO): protein binding
Source: RefSeq, a predicted model, not a curated record